Tachysurus vachellii is the source of this 1040-nucleotide messenger RNA. It is a transcript of the gene plex9.1, whose product is annotated as PML-like exon 9.1. The record is from RefSeq and is a predicted model, not a curated record. Gene Ontology annotation, biological process: DNA catabolic process. Gene Ontology annotation, cellular component: cytoplasm. The transcript is spliced from 3 exons. The coding region runs from base 69 to 863 and encodes 264 amino acids. Lineage: Eukaryota; Metazoa; Chordata; Actinopteri; Siluriformes; Bagridae. Gene Ontology annotation, molecular function: 3'-5'-DNA exonuclease activity; nucleic acid binding.
CUCUCUCUCUCUCUCUCUCUCUCACACACACACACACACACACACACACACACACUCAUACUCAGUGCAUGUUCAGGCUUUUAUUUAGGGCGAGGUUCAUCACUGAUCUGCUCCACUGUUCUGCUCCUGCUUCAGCUCUGAAGCACUGUUGUGAUCGCACCAGGAAUCGUGUUGAUUUAUUUAUUAUUUUUAUUACUUCUCUUUUUUAUUGCAUGUACAUCAUGUGCUUUUUGUGGUUCCAGCCGUUCAGUCUGAUCCAGCGACUCUUCUCCUGGCGCUCACAUGGUGUCACUCAGGGCGGAGAGACGCUGCUGUUUUUUGAUCUGGAAACUACAGGCUUAAACAUCAAUGAAUGUGAUAUAGUUCAGCUGUCAGCCAUCAGUGGAGAGACGAUCUUUAAUGUCUACGUGUUUCCUCGGUGCCCUAUAGACGACGGCGCUUCCAAGGUUACAGGUCUGACCACAAAGGGAAAGACGCUGUUCCUACACGGACAGCCGAUGCCGACGCUCCCACUAGAAGAGGCUCUUAAACGGUUCAUCUCCUUCCUUAAAACCUUCAGCAGACCAAUUCUGGUGGGUCACAACUGUAAACGCUUUGACUGUCCUGUCCUGCUGCGAAUCCUGAGAGAGUUCUAUCUGCUGAAGGAGUUUCAGGACGUAGUGUCCGGUUACCUGGACACACUGGUGCUCAGUAGGGACAUGUUUCUGCUCCAGAAAUAUUCUCAGCCCUUCCUGGUCCAGCAUUUCCUUCAAAAAUCCUAUGGAGCUCACGAUGCUACUGAGGACGUGCGCGCUCUACAGGAGCUCUAUAGAGUUUGGAGGCCAAACCCAGGCCUUGUAAAUAAACACAAGUUUAUUUUAUAGCUGAAAUACAUCAGGGGAGACUGGGGUCGUUCAUUUUAUAAUAGGAUCAGUUGUAUCGCUCUGAAUUGCUUUAGUCAGCAACUGGUGACACUAAUGCUGCACAUGCUCAGUCGUGUCACUGCAUGGAAAGCAGCAGCAGCUUAAUCACAGCAUUGAAAAUUAAAGUUUUUAAAAGUA